Messenger RNA from Linum trigynum, 2824 nucleotides. The record is from the annotation of a GenBank genome assembly. Lineage: Eukaryota; Viridiplantae; Streptophyta; Magnoliopsida; Malpighiales; Linaceae.
UUCCAGUGGUAUUAGCCCUAAUGUUUACUGCUCUCUCUUUAUUGAUAGAGAAAGUCAUUGCUACUAGACACCUUAAAUGACUGAAACUGAAUUAUAAAUGCCCACUUCUUACUUAGUGUAUCUUUGCAUAUCAUACCGUGAUAUUUGGGAACGCUUCCCCUUAAGAAGAAAACCUAAUCUUGGAGAUCAUCAAUGACUACUAGGUCAUUUUUGGUCAAGUGAACAAAGCAAAAUCAUCAAUCUUCUUCCAUCAAAACGUACCCCAACAUGGAAAAAAAUAAAAAAAAUCAUUCAAGCUUUGGGGUUUUAUGAGACCAAUAUAUCCGUAGAGUACAGUCAAACAUUUUUUUUCUUCAUAUUAACACGAAAUGAUAUAGUCAUAAUCAACUAAUGUUUGAUUCGAUGAAAAAGUUAAUAGUUUGAUUAUUAUAUUAUUUUUGAAAAAUUUGACAUUAAUAUUUUUAAAGUCAAAAGUGUAACAGUUAACAUUCUCUUAUUAAUCCAAAAUUUUAAUGCAAGAAGACAGAAGCCAACAAUAAAAAAAAAUGUAGAUGAAUAACAAUAUUAUAACAAUAAAUAACAAUCACAAUUAAUAUUUAGUCCUUUUUACCAAUACAGUGUGACACCAUAUUCCCCACAGGACAGACCAAUCCAAUCACAGACCUCAAUGUCCAACACGCGGCGCCACCCGAUUUGCCUGUCGCCCAAAAAAACACCACGUCACAAGCGCCGUAACGCUAUCACUACCCACUGCAUAGAAAACAUCACCGGUAUAAAUUACUCCCCGCGAAAGCUUCAUUUCAUUUCCCCCCUUUUCUUUCCUUUCCUUUCUUCCUCAGUCAGCUAAGCUUUUACUGUGGCUCUCUCUCUCUCCCUCCCCCAUUUCUUUUUUUUCUUCUUCCUUUCUUCCCUUUUCGUUUCCGUGUUUUUUUUCGUCUUCCUCACUCGGAACCCUAACCCAAAACACAAUCAUCACCACCAGCGGAGAAGGAAGCAGCAACACACGCGAGCAAGAAAUUUUCUCAGGAAACAAACACCACCAACUCGUUCCCCGCGAUUCUGCUUCUUCUACUGGUUCAAUCUCGAUUUCUGGGUCUUAGCUGGGUCAAAAAUGCAGCACCAGCAGCAAAGGCUGAAGCAGCAGCAGCAGGCUUUGAUGCACCAAGCUCUCCUCCAGCAGCAGCAGUCUCUUUACCACCCGGGCCUCCUCGCUCCGCCUCAGAUUGAACCGAUUCCGAGUGGAAAUCUGCCUCCUGGUUUUGAUCCAAGCACAUGCCGCAGUGUGUACGUGGGGAACAUCCAUACUCAGGUGACUGAACCACUUCUCCAAGAGGUGUUUGCCAGUACUGGCCCCGUCGAGGGUUGCAAGCUUAUAAGAAAGGAAAAGUCCUCCUAUGGUUUUAUUCACUACUUUGAUCGCCGAUCAGCUGCUAUUGCAAUAGUAUCUCUCAAUGGGAGACACUUAUUUGGCCAACCUAUCAAAGUUAACUGGGCCUAUGCUAGUGGUCAGAGGGAAGAUACCUCAAGCCACUUUAACAUUUUUGUUGGAGAUUUGAGUCCGGAGGUUACUGAUGCAACACUGUUUGCAUGCUUUUCCGUUUUCCCCAGUUGCUCUGACGCAAGAGUUAUGUGGGAUCAGAAGACUGGACGUUCUAGAGGGUUCGGCUUUGUUUCUUUCCGUAAUCAACAGGAUGCCCAAAGUGCAAUAAAUGAUCUAACAGGAAAGUGGCUUGGUAGUAGGCAGAUAAGGUGCAACUGGGCGACAAAAGGUGCUGGAUCCAAUGAUGACAAGCAAAGCUCAGAUGCCAAGAGUGUUGUUGAAUUAACUAAUGGCUCAUCAGAAGAUGGAAAAGAGCCAAUUAACAGUGAUGCUCCUGAGAAUAAUCCCCAGUACACAACUGUCUAUGUUGGUAACCUUGCUCCAGAGGCUACCCAGCUCGAUCUCCAUCGCCACUUCCACUCUCUUGGUGCUGGGGUCAUCGAGGAGGUUCGUGUUCAGCGUGACAAGGGAUUUGGUUUCGUAAGGUACAGUACUCAUGCUGAGGCUGCUCUUGCCAUUCAGAUGGGGAACACACAAUCCCUUCUCUGCGGGAAGCCGAUAAAGUGCUCUUGGGGAAGCAAACCGACUCCACCUGGGACCAGUUCAAAUCCACUCCCACCUCCAGCUGCAGUUCCAAUGCCUGGCCUCACUGCAACUGAUCUAUUGGCAUAUGAACGCCAGCUAGCCAUGAGCAAGAUGGGCGGCGUUCACGCUUUGAUGCACCCACAUGGUCAGCAUCAUCCUCUCAAACAAGCAGGCAUGGGGAUGAGCGCUGGAGCAAGCCAGGCUAUUUAUGAUGGCGGGUUCCAGAGCGUUGCUGCUGCCCAGCAACUUAUGUAUUACCAGUAAUAAUUUGCUCUUUCUACUCUUUCCGAGGCUUCGUGAGGAUUUAUGGGAAUAUAUAUAUAUAUUAGGAGAGCCUUUUCUUCUGUCUCUGGUGUGGUGAAAUGAGUGUUCACCCGCAAGAUAUAUAUAUGAUGAUCACUCAGAGUGUGCAAAUCUGUAUUGGGGAGAUGUAAUGCCAUCUGUAAUGUCUUUCUUUGCGGUGUUAUAACUUUUGGUCAUGGUCACUAUUACACUGUUGUAGGGAUGAGGGAGUUCAUGAUGUCAGUAAGGGGAGGGGAGUUCGGUGUUUUUUUUAGCAGUUUAGUAGUUCUACUGUACGAUGAUGCUCUCGUGAUUUGCUUUUACAGCAAUUUGUCUCUUGUUCAGAUGUUAUCUAAAGUACUGAAAGGCUUCAUGCCAUCCUUUUCCGCUUCCUUCCAAUAAAUUAUGGUGUCGACA